Molecule: messenger RNA, 1125 nt
Organism: Oldenlandia corymbosa var. corymbosa
Lineage: Eukaryota; Viridiplantae; Streptophyta; Magnoliopsida; Gentianales; Rubiaceae
Source: the annotation of a GenBank genome assembly
AUGGAUAACUCUUUGAUUCCUUGGUACCACAUGGAUGGCACUUUUCUUUUUCACGAAGAUGUACCAAUCCCAACCAAUAAUAUUUUCCACCUUGUAGAAGAUGACCAAACUCUCUUUCCAGAUGUUCAAAACCCUAAUAUACCACCUUCAAAUGAUUCUGGACUUGUCUUUGAUUCAAUACCAUCAUGUCAUGUUGAAACCAAUCAGGCUGUCGCCGCCGCCGCAGCCACAGCCACCGCCACCGCCAUGACCGGCAAGAAGCGGAAGAAGGUGAGUAAAUUACCAUCAGAAUCUCAACAUGAUGAUAAGAAUGAUCAGAAAGCUGCUUUAGAGAAGAAACUACGGUAUCGGGUUCUUCAUAGAGACAUGGAGCGUCAAAGGAGGAAAGAAAUGGCUGAUCUUUAUGCUUCUCUCAGGAAAUUACUCCCUCCUGAAUGUUUAAAGCGCAGUAUUGUGGAUCAACUACAUCAGGUUGCAAACUAUAUCAAACACAAAAAAGAGGAGAUUAAGGAACUUGAACUUAAUAGAAAUAAGAUCAGAAACUCGUUUGGUAAUAAAGGGAAAGGCGUCCAAGUUAACAAUGUUCUUGCAAGAAGAUUGUGGUCCAAGGUUGACUUCACGGUCAGAUCUUGCUCGGCCGGUGGAAUUGAGAUUCUGAUUAACGGCAAUUCAUCAGAAGAUGGAAAUUGUUUUCCCCUAUCGAGGGUGCUGAAUGUUCUGCGCGACGAAGGUUUGAAUGUUGUCAACUGCAUGAACACCAAAGUUCAUGAAAAUUUCCAUUGCAGAAUCCAUACUGAAGAUCGAGAGGGAGCCAGUCAAAUGAAUGAUACGGAUCUAUGUUCCCUGCAAAGUAAGCUUGAUAAAGAAGUACUUGCUUGGAAGAGUUUGAGUCCUAGCUAGCACAUAUAUAUGUAUGCACUUCAUUAGUUACGACGAAUUAAUUUUCGUUAUAUUCCUUCCGUCUCAAAACAACAGUUGAGACAAUUAUUUUGAAAUAGAAGGAAUAUUAUGCAGAACCUAGUGAUACAUACAUCUAUAUGGCUUCAGGUUGCUAUCAUAUGGUAUCAUGAAUUUAGCAUCUCCUGCUAGUUUUAAUACAAUGUUUUCAUUUUGGUGAAGUCCAAG